AUGAUGAACAAGAUCGUCUUCGCUUUGGCCAUGGCCUCCGCCGCCGUCGCGGCUCCUCUCAAUGCCCGCCAGGACGCCUGCCAGGACGCCUACAAGGCCUGCAUCGCCGCCGGUACCCCAGAGGUUGCCUGCUCAUGCACUUUGACGGCCUGCGUCGGUGAGGAUAACGCUCGCAACCGCGAGUACUGUGCCUCCGCGACAGCCAACCUCCCCAAGCCUACCUCUACCGGCAUCCCCGGCGGCUGCAACCCGGCUCAUCCCGGAUCUUGCCCCUCUUCCUACUUCACCUACACUACUGCCACUGCUACCGCCGCUCCCGCGCCAACCUUCACUUCCAUCUCCGGAAUCCCGGGUGGCUGCAACCCUGCUCACCCCGGUUCCUGCCCCUCCUCCUACUUCACCUACCCGACCUUGUCCGCCACCGCUGUGCCCACUCCCGCACCCACCUCCGGAUCCGGCGGAAGCGCCCCCGCCUACCCCAACCCUAAGGCAGUCGAGGGCAAGAAGUGGACGAUCAAGGACAUGAUCCGCUACUGCGGCGAGAAGAACGACGGCUGCGACUACAACUUCGCCAUCGAGGCUGACGGCAAGACUGAGCGCUGCACCGUCAUCCGCAUGCCCGGCUCCAACGCGGCCACCGAGAGCUGGUCCGACCAGCCCUGCACUUCCGGCUCCAACUUCAAGGUCUCUUGGGGCUACGUUGCCAACCCCGCCCCUGCUUUCGCUGUCGUCACCGUCGUCAACGGCAAGGAGCUUGCAUGGUUCGGUGUCUCUGACAUCAACGGCAAGCCUGUCACCACUGCUCCUUCCAGCCCCUUUGGCUCCGGACAGUUCGGCAACCUCGGCCCCGAGCAGGUUUACACCUACUAA
Messenger RNA from Colletotrichum abscissum, 870 nucleotides. RefSeq lists its product as uncharacterized. Bases 1 to 870 code for a protein of 289 amino acids. The transcript has a single exon. Lineage: Eukaryota; Fungi; Ascomycota; Sordariomycetes; Glomerellales; Glomerellaceae. The record is from RefSeq and is a predicted model, not a curated record.